Panicum hallii is the source of this 914-nucleotide messenger RNA. RefSeq names its product arabinogalactan protein 1-like. The record is from RefSeq and is a predicted model, not a curated record. Lineage: Eukaryota; Viridiplantae; Streptophyta; Magnoliopsida; Poales; Poaceae. The coding region runs from base 75 to 710 and encodes 211 amino acids. The transcript has 3 exons.
CUGCAAGUACAAGCAGCAGCCACGUACUCAUCACUCUCAGCAAAGACCUGUACGAGCAAGGCUGAGGAAUCGAGAUGGCGGGCCUGAAAGUGCUGAGGCUGCUCGCCGUGGCCGUGGCAGCGAUGGCGCUGGCCUCGCCGGUGGUGCCGGUGGUGUCCGGGCAGCAGGUCGCCGGGCCGCUGUCGUGCACGACGUCGCUGGUCUCCAGCUUCGCGCCGUGCCUCAACUUCAUCAUCAACAGCACGGCCUCCCCGACGGCCGACUGCUGCCGCUCCCUGGGGGCGCUGAUGAAGGCGAGCAGCGGCUGCGCCUGCCUCAUCCUCACCGGCAGCGUGCCGCUCGGCGUGCCCGUCAACCGGACCAUGGCCGUCACGCUGCCCAGGGCCUGCAACAACGCCUCCGUGCCGCUGCAGUGCCAAGACGCGACGACGUCGGCUCAGACCCCGGCUCCGGGUCCGGUGGCGGACGCGCCUGCUCCCUCCUCCUUGGCCCCGCUGCCGCCCGUGACGACCCCGGUGUCGACGCCGGAGGCUGAAGCGCCGGCGCCGACGACGGCGACGCCUGUGUUGGAGCCCACGGCCACGCCGCCGGUCAGCCAGGGGCAGACGAGGCCGACGGUUGUGCCCAGCGCUGCCUGGAGGAGGGCGAGCGGCCACGUGUGGCCUGCCGUUGUGCUGCUGCUCGCAGGAGCUGGAGUCGCCAUGGUGUGAGAUGUGAUCCCCUUGCGGUGGUUAACUCAAUAUGCGUUGGAAUUUUAUUUGGUGGAGUGUUUUGGUGAAUUUUUAGCAACAGUUUGGUACGCGGGAUUGUAUUAAUAUUUGUUUAUUUAGCGAUUUGGAGUUAUGAACUCAGAACCUGCAUGUAUUUAGUUUAUUCUUUCAGGUUGAUUGAGAAUUGAUGGCAUGAUUUAUGUA